GUCAUCGCACAGCUCAGAUGUUUUGGGCAGAGAGAGACAUGAGCGCGCAGAGACUCGCUUCUUGCUUCUUGCUUCUGGGUUUGAUCUGGUUCACGAGCUGCGCGCCGCCGACCUGUUACUCGCGCGCUCUGGAGCUCAGCAAAGAAAUCAUGAGGGAUCUGGACAAAAUACAUAAACAUGAUCGCACGAAAACAUGCGCCGAGUCUCUGCCGAAGAUGUUUCUGGACGUGCACAACUCCUGCAUCCGCUCGAAGCUGCGUGAUUUCUUGUAUGUGACUGAGAAUCUUCCGACUGAAUCCUGCCGGGAGCGUCCUCUCAUCCGUCUCCUGAAGCGCCGCGUCCGGACCCUGCUCUCCAUCAUCACCCGCGCCUGCUAUCGGGAUCUGGUGUUUUACACAGAUGACUGUGAGGCUCUGGAAACAGGAAACAUCAGUCCUCGAUACUCCGAGGAUCGGCUGGAACACGUGAUAGAGGACGCCUGAGAGAAACAACUACAGCUCCAACACUCGCCCUGAUAUUACACCCAAACAUGUUCAACAAGCACUCAUACAGACAGGGAGUGUGUGUGUGUGUGUGUGUGAGAGAGAGAGAGAGAGAGAGAGUGUGUGUGUGUGUGUGAGAGAGAGAGAGAGAGAGAGAGAGAGAGUGUGUGUGUGUGAGAGAGAGAGAGAGAGUGUGUGUGUGUGUGUGUGUGUGAGAGAGAGAGAGAGAGAGAGAGAGAGUGUGAGUGAGUGAGUGAGAGUGUGUGUGUGUGUGUGUGUGUGUGUGUGUGAGAGAGAGAGAGAGAGAGAGAGAGAGAGAGAGUGUGUGUGUGUGUGUGUGUGAGAGAGUGAGAGUGUGUUUGUGUGUGUGAGAGAGAGAGAGUGUGUGUGUGUGUGUGUGUGUGUGUGAGAGAGAGAGAGAGUGUGUGUGUGUGUGAGUGUGUGUUUGUGUGAGAGAGAGAGAGAGAGAGAGAGAGAGAGAGAGAGAGAGAGUGAGUGUGUGUUCUGCUGAACAUGGUGUUUUUGAAAGAACUGGUUUUGGCUGGUAAUGCCCAGUUCUAGGUGAGGUUCUCUUUUAAAGAGUAUCUGUGUGUGUGUGUUUAUUUGUGUGUGUGUUUAUUUGUGUGUGUGUGUGUGUGUCCAUGCAUUCCACUAGUGAGGGAAAAACAUUCCACAGGAAAUGAUCUAAAUGCGGUCGUUCAUCUCAGUUCAGUAAUAAGCGCUGGUUACAUGGCUGUAUGUUUGGCUCAUUGACCGCGACGUAAGUGAGAGAUUUAGUGUGUGUACAAAAACCACACAAACUUGUUAGUAUUGUAUUUCAUUACUGAAAGUUACUUAAUAAAUGACAGAAACGCUGUGAUUAAAGGCUGAGGUGGUGAAGAGAUGCAGAAGAGUUGUGAUAAUGUGACGGGACUCAAAUUUCACACGGCACGCAAGCAAAAGAAGAAAGAACUACUAUUUUUAUAGUGAAUAAUGAGGUUUUUUCUUUUCAAAGUUCUUCUGGAAACAGUGUGAGAUGGUUGUGCGCUGCAGCGAUGUUUCUGGAAGCACCUGGAGACAAACAUGACCUGCUUCUCCACUCGGUUUGGCCGUGGAUUCACAUCCAUCUGUCGCUGCGUGUGGAGCCACUCGUUAAAUCAGUUACAGAACGACCGUCAGGAGAGAGACAUUAAUCAUCUGUCCUUCACACAGAGCCUGUUCUCUUCCUGAAUUCACCUUCACUCGGGAAUUACAGCUGAAGUCAAAAAUUAAGACAAAAAUGUGAACCGAAGGUUAGCAGCCUGUAUAAACAGAAAGUCAUCAGGAUCGACAGAGAAAGUUUCCAUGAGCCCAAUGAGUGAUCGGUGCUCUUUUAUAGGGACAGAAUAAUAAACCAGUUUUUAUACAAUAAUCAGAGAAGGUAGUUUGGCAGGAAAAGAAUGCACAUUUAUGAGUAAUGCCAGCGCUGACCACAUUAGCUGAGAACAAGCGAAACUAUUUACAGUCAUCACCAGAAACAGGCUAUCUGCAGAUUUCACUACAUUGCAUGUGCAUUCAAAUGAAAUACCAUACUAUAUAUGCCUAAUAUAUCACGUGAUAUUUUCCAAUAUACUGCAAUAUAUUUUUGUUUCAUAAGAGAGAGCUGGGACUGCAGAUAGAGCCCACUCUCUCACUUCUCUAUGUUCACUGAUUUAAUGUUUAAUGAAACACUUUCGUUCCUCUUUAUUAGUGUAUGUUACUCCUCCAUCACCCUGAGAAAAACUUGAGAUUUACUAAAGAUAUCUUAAUGCCCUUUUAGAUGUUGGCUCUUAAUAAACUCUCCUUUUGGCAUCUUCACUUCAA
Carassius gibelio (silver crucian carp) is the source of this 2303-nucleotide messenger RNA. RefSeq names its product cytokine-like protein 1 (gene cytl1). NCBI's taxonomy places the organism in Eukaryota, Metazoa, Chordata, Actinopteri, Cypriniformes, Cyprinidae. Gene Ontology annotation, biological process: positive regulation of transcription by RNA polymerase II. The record is from RefSeq and is a predicted model, not a curated record. The coding region runs from base 18 to 482 and encodes 154 amino acids. The transcript has 4 exons.